AUGGCCUCUGUCAAGCCUGGCGCAAGCUGGAAGAAGACCAACUAUCCCAACAUCAAGAACGCCGACUAUCCUGUCGAGGUCGCCGGAAAUGAGUCGUUCAACAACCUCCACCUCGCCGGAGUCAUCCUCGGCGCGCCCUUCAUGAUCGUCUCGCUCCUCAAGCUGCCCUUCUGGUCCUACCCCGUUCUGACCAUCGUCAUGGCCCUGCCCAUCUUUGCCGCCUACUUCGUCUACGGAUCCAAGUAUGCCCUGCCCCUCAACAACCGCGUCCAGACCCCUGGCAAGAAGGUUGAGGAUUACCUCACCAUUGUUGACCCCGCCUUCCAGAAAUACAAGGGCAAGAACAGAAUCCCCAUGGAGACCUUCUUCGAGGCCUACUUUGAUGGAAAGAUCGACAUCAACCAGGACUGCCUUGAGUUGCUCGAGAACCGCCACGACUGGAGCGUGUUCCAGAUGACUGCCAGCCAGGCCAAGUUCUUUGUCACUCAAUGGAUUCCCGAGACCCUCUGGCACUCCAAGAAGCAGGAUGAGGAUCAGGUCCGCGACCACUAUGACCGCGGUGAUGAUUUCUAUGCCGCCUUCUUGGGACCCCGUAUGAUCUACACCUCCGGUAUCAUGUCCGACGUCAACAAGAAGGAGACCCUCGAGGAGAUGCAGGACAACAAGCUGAAGCUGGUCUGCGAGAAGGUUCAGCUCAAGAAGGGCGAGCGUCACCUCGACAUUGGAUGCGGCUGGGGCACCCUCACCGCCUAUGCUGCCAAGAACUACGGAACUGACUCGACUGGUAUCACCCUCGGAUUGAACCAGACUGCCUUUGGAAACAACCGCAUCAAGGAGUAUGGUGUCCCCGAGAGCCAGGCCCGCAUCAUGUGCAUGGACUACCGUGAUAUCCCCCGCGAGAAGUGGGACAAGAUCACCUGUCUCGAGAUGGCUGAGCACGUCGGCAUUCGCAAGUUCAACGAGUUCUUGCUCCAGGUCAAGGAUAUGCUCAACGAUGAUGGUCUCUUCUACCUCCAGAUCGCUGGUCUCCGUGCCACCUGGCAAUACGAGGACUUUAUCUGGGGUCUGUUCAUGGCCAAGUACGUCUUCCCCGGUGCCGAUGCCUCGAUGCCUUUAUAUUGGGUUAUCAAGCAGCUCGAGUGCGCCGGUUUUGAGGUCCAGAACGUCGACACCAUCGGAGUCCACUACUCGGCCACGAUCCACCGCUGGUACUUGAACUGGAUGUCGAACCAGGAGUCCAUCACCGCGACCUACGGCAAGAAGUGGUUCCGCACCUGGGAGAUCUUCCUUGCCUGGUCGACUAUCAUCUCUCGCCAGGGCUCUGCCACCUGCUACCAGAUUGUUGCCCACAAGAACUUGAACGCUUUCGAUCGCACUGGACUCCAGGCCAAGAACCGCUUCAGCGUUUAA
This is a messenger RNA of Gamsiella multidivaricata, 1410 nucleotides long. Its product is annotated as Mycolic acid cyclopropane synthetase-domain-containing protein. The record is from RefSeq and is a predicted model, not a curated record. NCBI's taxonomy places the organism in Eukaryota, Fungi, Mortierellomycota, Mortierellomycetes, Mortierellales, Mortierellaceae. Gene Ontology annotation, biological process: cellular response to biotic stimulus. The transcript is spliced from 2 exons. The coding region runs from base 1 to 1410 and encodes 469 amino acids.